This is a messenger RNA of Ciona intestinalis (vase tunicate), 1702 nucleotides long. The record is from RefSeq and is a predicted model, not a curated record. Lineage: Eukaryota; Metazoa; Chordata; Ascidiacea; Phlebobranchia; Cionidae.
CACUGUUGGAUCAUCAGUAACUACCAAGUCUUCGUGAAACUAAUUUGCUGAUAAAGUGUAUUACGGUGUGGGUGUCGUGAUAAGAUUGUUGUAAUUACUGGAAAGCGUAGGAGUUUAAGUGGAACCCGGGGUUGUCCCAUCUUCCCCAAGUGUUGGACUUCUACGUCAUGAUCCGGCACACUCGCAACACGGCCAAGCAAGAUCACAACAUUUUGACGAUCUUCCUCCCGAUACUGGCAGUAGCUUUGGUACUUUGUGCAGGAGGAUGUUGUUAUAUGGAGAAGAAGAGAAAGAAAAGACUCAGAGAAAAAGCUGCAAGCGCUAUCGAAGAAGACAUCAGCGACAACGAGUCAGUUGUCACAACCACCAGUUCACGGUAUCGACCUUAUUUACUGCCUUCGCAAACUUCGGGGCGAUCAAAUUUAUCGCGAGCGGGUUCGGUGACGUCACUUUAUGACCGAGCUUCUUCAUAUGGGGAACCCCCGCCCUACAGCGGACCUGGUUCAAGGCGAUCUUCGAUAGCUAGCACGCUUAAAAGUGAAACCCGUCGUGGAGAUUCGAACAGAGGACGAAACAUAUCAAGGUCGAAGUCGAUGAUGGACGUAAGGCAACGACAGGUUUAUGAUUAUACACCGAACCCAGCGCCGAUCAGAAGGUCGCAUUCCACCACCAGCUUAGUAGAUUACCGACCAAUGCACAACGAUGGUAGAUACGAAGACGUUUCAAACUCACGCGCACCCUCACCAACAAUGUCAGAAUGGUCGAUACGAACCGCGCCCCAGAUGACGUCACAAGAGAACGAUUACAUGGUCGGAGGGAGCGUAAGAUCGGCCGCGUCGUUGCCGGUUUCGCGACAUAGGAGCAAAAUGAAGCGAUCGUCGUCGCAACCCAACCUCCUUCAGCAUGGUAUAUACGCUGCCAAGACUUACCCGCAAGGAAUAUUGAAACGGAACGCUCCAAGCGAUGAUGGAAGGUUCAUACCAAGGGGAGGAACGAUGUCGUCGGAUUCGGGGAUACGGGAUUUGUAUGGAGAUCCUGAGAUGUUGAAACGAGGUUCACCAUCAACGUUUGAAGACAACUCGAGGCCAUCCACCCGCCCACAGUCGGUGUACGGUUCAACAAGUGGAAGAUACGAUCCUUACUACAGGGAUAACCCAACCAAUGAUUACUCGUAUGCAAGAAGGAGCCCACCUGGUUAUAACGACCAGGGGGGCGUCUACAGCGUGUCUAACAGCGUCCCGUACUCACAACAUUACGGGGAAAGAGAUUGGGGAAAUAAUAAUGGCAGUUCAUACCCGGCAAGUUACGAUCCUUAUAGUUAUGGUGGCAACUAUUGGGACAUGCAAGGGGCAAGGGGGCGGGUGCCGCACCAUGGUACACAGAACAAUUAUGUGUACGGUAGUAUGAUAUAUUAGGUUAAAUAUCAGAAUGGUGAUUGUUAAAGUUGAAUUGGAUGAAACAUGAUGAAUGUCGUCGACGACGAAGAGCGAAAACAUGUAAAUAUAUAUAGUAGGGUGGGGCAAGAUGGAACAUGUUUUCAUUUACCCUCUUACUUGGUAGUUAACAAGAUGAUUUACAGAGUUGUAUAACCGUAUCCUCACGACUCUACAUAAUGUGCUAGCGGUAUCCCAUCUUACCCCACCCUACCUGACGUGCGCUUGUCUAUUGCGAAGAUUAUAAAAAUAAAUGAAACGGCAAGUAA